Molecule: messenger RNA, 3894 nt
Organism: Acomys russatus (golden spiny mouse)
Lineage: Eukaryota; Metazoa; Chordata; Mammalia; Rodentia; Muridae
Product: A disintegrin and metalloproteinase with thrombospondin motifs 12
Exons: 20
Biological process (GO): extracellular matrix organization; proteolysis
Cellular component (GO): extracellular matrix
Molecular function (GO): metalloendopeptidase activity
Source: RefSeq, a predicted model, not a curated record
UCAGACAGUCUUGGUAACUCUGAGAAGCAAGAGCUACAGCGAGAGAAGUGGGAGAGAAAAAACUUUCCAAGCAGAAGCCUCUCCCGGCGCUCCAUAAGCAAAGAGAGAUGGGUGGAGACACUGGUGGUGGCCGACACGAAGAUGGUCGAGUACCACGGAAGUGAGAACGUGGAGUCCUACAUCCUCACCAUCAUGAAUAUGGUCACUGGGCUGUUUCAUAACCCGAGCAUUGGAAAUGCAGUCCAUAUAGUUGUGGUUCGGUUGAUUCUACUUGAAGAGGAGGAGCAAGGAUUGAAAAUAGUUCACCAUGCAGAGAAGACUCUCUCCAGCUUCUGCAAGUGGCAGAAGAGCAUCAAUCCCAAGAGUGACCUCAACCCUGUCCAUCAUGAUGUGGCAGUCCUUAUCACCAGAAAGGACAUCUGUGCUGGUGUCAAUCGCCCUUGUGAGACUCUGGGGCUGUCUCAACUGUCAGGAAUGUGCCAGCCACACAGAAGUUGUAACAUCAAUGAAGACUCCGGCCUCCCCUUGGCUUUCACCAUUGCACAUGAACUUGGGCACAGCUUCGGCAUCCAGCAUGAUGGGAAAGAAAAUGACUGUGAGCCCGUGGGCAGGCACCCAUACAUCAUGUCCCAACAAAUUCAGUAUGACCCCACCCCGCUGACAUGGUCGAAAUGUAGCAAGGAGUACAUCACUCGCUUCUUGGACCGAGGCAGGGGAUUCUGUCUUGAUGAUAUCCCCAGAAAGAAAGGCUUGAAGUCCAAUGUCAUUGCCCCUGGAGUGAUUUAUGAUGUUCAUCACCAGUGUCAGCUCCAGUAUGGCCCAAAUGCUACAUUCUGCCAGGAAGUGGAAAACGUUUGCCAGACACUGUGGUGCUCAGUGAAAGGCUUCUGUCGCUCUAAGCUGGAUGCUGCUGCGGAUGGGACACGCUGUGGUGAGAAGAAGUGGUGCAUGGCUGGAAAGUGUAUCACAGUGGGGAAGAAACCGGAGAGCAUCCCCGGAGGCUGGGGACGCUGGUCACCCUGGUCACACUGCUCUAGGACCUGUGGGGUGGGAGCUCAGAGUGCAGAGAGGCUCUGCAACAACCCAGAACCAAAGUUUGGAGGGAAAUACUGUACUGGAGAAAGAAAACGCUUUCGUUUAUGCAACGUCCACCCCUGCCGCACAGACACUCCGACUUUCCGGCAGAUGCAGUGCAGUGAAUUUGACACGGUCCCCUACAAAAACGAAUUUUAUCACUGGUUCCCUGUGUUCAAUCCAGCACAUCCUUGUGAGCUGUACUGCAGACCCAUAGACGAACAGUUUUCUGAGAAAAUGCUGGAUGCCGUCAUUGAUGGCACCCCGUGCUUUGAAGGUGGCAGCAGCAGAAAUGUCUGUAUUAAUGGCAUAUGUAAGAGGGUUGGCUGUGACUAUGAGAUUGAUUCCAAUGCCACAGAGGAUCGCUGUGGGGUGUGCCUUGGAGAUGGCUCUGCCUGCCAGACUGUGAAGAAGCUGUUUAGACAGAAAGAAGGAUCCGGUUACGUCGACAUUGGACUCAUUCCCAAAGGGGCAAGGGACAUAAGGGUGAUGGAAAUCAAGGCGGCUGGGAACUUCCUGGCCAUUAGGAGUGAAGAUCCAGAAAAAUACUACCUCAAUGGAGGGUUUAUCAUCCAGUGGAAUGGAAACUAUAAGCUGGCAGGGACCGUCUUCCAGUACGACAGGAAAGGAGAUCUGGAAAAGCUGAUGGCUCCAGGCCCCACCAAUGAAUCAGUAUGGCUCCAGUUACUAUUCCAGGUGACUAACCCUGGUAUCAAGUAUGAGUACACGGUGAGGAAAGAUGGCCUUGGCAAUGAUGUGGAGAAGAUGCUGUACUCCUGGCAGUUCGGCCGCUGGACAGAAUGCAGUGUAACAUGUGGGACAGGUAUCCGCCGGCAGGCUGCUCAUUGUGUCAAGAAGGGCCAUGGGAUAGUGAAAGCUACUUUCUGUAACCCAGAAACACAGCCCAGUGGGAGACAGAAGACAUGCUAUGAGAAGGACUGUCCUCCCAGGUGGUGGGCAGGGGAGUGGGAAGCAUGUUCGACAACGUGCGGGCCCUACGGAGAAAAAAGGAGAACAGUGCUGUGCAUCCAGACCAUGGGCUCUGAUGAGCAGGCUCUCCCAGCUACAGACUGCCAGCACCUGCUGAGACCUAAGGCGCUGGUUUCCUGUAACAGAGAUAUUCUGUGUCCAUCAGACUGGACAGUAGGCAACUGGAGUGAGUGCUCUGUUUCCUGUGGUGGUGGUGUGCGGAUUCGCAGUGUCACAUGCGCCAAGAAUCAUAACGAACCUUGUGACAAGACACGGAAACCCAACAGUCGAGCUCUGUGUGGCCUCCGGCAGUGCCCAUCUAGCCAUAGAGUUCUGAAACCCGAUAGAAAUUUGGCUCCCAGUGCGGAAAACAAACCAACACCAGCAGAGCAUGACCCCUUCAAGCCCAUCCCAGCACCUACCUCCUGGCCCAUGCUGCUGUCCACACCCACAGUGCCUGAGUCUGUGACCACAAGCACUCCAGCAAUCAACAGCCUUGGCUUCACCACAGCAUCCGAAAAAGAACCAAAUGGGAUAGAGUGGCCGAAUAGUCCAACUCAAGCUGAUGCGGAGCCCCGCUACCUCACUUCCUCUGCAAGCACUUCCCAGAGCCCCAUUACUUCCUGGUCUUUGAGUAUUCAGCCCGACGAUGAGAAUGUUUCCAGUUCAGCUGUAGGUCCUACUUCAGAGGGUGACUUUUGGGCAACCACAACAAGUGAUCCCGGCUUAUCAUCUAGCAAUGCUGUGACCUGGCAGGAAACUCCGUUUUCUAAUACCUUGACCGCAGACCCAGAAGUGGAGAUACAUAGUGGUUCAGGGGAAGACAGUGACCAGCCUAUGAACAAGGAUGAAAACAACUCUGUGAUAUGGAACAAAAUGGAAGUGCCUGAACAUGAUGCUCCCAGGGAGAAUGCGGAAAUACCACUUGGACCUCCACCAACAUCUUUUGUGGAAGAAGGGUCCUCAUGGCCGCCCUUCAGUACAAUGAUGGAAGGCUCACUACCUGCCUGGUCCUUUAAAAAUGAGACACCGAGAGCUGAGGGGAUGAUCACUGAAAACUCAAGGAACAUGCCACUCCCUCUUGGAAGAGACCAUGAGUCAGCUCCUUCAAAGACGUUAGAAAACCAUGAGCACUUGGCAUGGCCAAACAGCACAAAUCCAAUCCAAGGCUCUGGGCCUGUCCUGACUGAAGAAGAAGCAUCCAGUCUGAUUGCUGAGGGGUUUUUGUUAAAUGUUUCCAAUUACAAGCAGCUUCUGAAGGACCACAAACCUGCAUACUGGAUUGUUGGAAACUGGAGUCAAUGCUCCACCACAUGCGGGCUGGGGGCCUACUGGAGGAGUGUGGAGUGUAGCACCGGGAUGGAUGCUGACUGUGCAACCCUCCAGAGACCAGACCCUGCUAAGAAGUGCCACCUCCGCCCCUGUGCUGGCUGGCGAGUGGGCAAUUGGAGCAAGUGCUCCCGAAACUGCAGCGGAGGCUUCAAGAUCCGUGAGAUUCAGUGUAUAGACAGCCAGGACCAGCACCAGAGCCUGAGGCCGUUUCACUGCCAGUUCCUAGCUGGCAUUCCUCCUCCACUGAGUAUGAGCUGUAACCUGGAGCCUUGUGAAGAAUGGCAAGCAGAGCCCUGGAGCCAGUGUUCUAGGUCCUGUGGAGGCGGUGUUCAGGAGAGAAGAGUGUCUUGUCCAGGAGGCCUCUGUGACUGGACAAAAAGACCUGCAUCCUCUCUGUCCUGCAACAGACACCUUUGCUGUCACUGGGCCACUGGGAAUUGGGACUCGGUCUUAGGUCUGAUUUACACAGCUGUCGGUUACCCCCAGGAUAUAAAUGCCACUACUGUGCUCUCAGAAUAG